Cornus florida is the source of this 1054-nucleotide messenger RNA. RefSeq lists its product as uncharacterized. Lineage: Eukaryota; Viridiplantae; Streptophyta; Magnoliopsida; Cornales; Cornaceae. The transcript is spliced from 5 exons. The record is from RefSeq and is a predicted model, not a curated record. Bases 101 to 616 code for a protein of 171 amino acids.
CGUAUACAGUAGGGAUUAGGGUUUGGAUAGAGUAAGGAAUAAAUAGUGGUCUAUUAUUUUAUCGUGAAGAAGAUCAGCAAAUCUGUGAAUACAAGAUCGAAUGGCAUUCUCCGACUCCGAUUCCGAUUCCGAUUCGGAUCUUAUAAGUAGCGUUCUUGUAGAAAGGCCUCCCCAUCGACCUGAGGAAAGCCUCGGUCCCAAUCAGUACCUAGCGUACACCAGCCUUCCGAUCAGUCUCAUCUGCGACUCUUGUGGGAACCGCAUGCCCAAAUGCUCCGAGAUUGCCGUCACACACGAUGUCUCGGGCAAAGGUGGUCGAGAUAUAACUUGGUCCAAGAUCUACGUGGAUUGCACCAAUUCAAAUUGCAUAGCUGAGAUCACGUUAAAGCGUAAGGGCUGCCAAUUUGUUGUUUUGUCUGGUGCAACUCCGUAUUUCCGGCCAGAGGAUGAGAAAUUGGAAUGUCCUGGCAAAGUUGGGAUAAAAACCCACCGCAUCUAUCAAGGAAAUCUUGCUUCUUCUGGAGUUAUGGCUUCUAUUGCUUCUUCAGUUAUGGCUCCUAGCAAGAUCAACUCGAAACAAAAGAGACGGAAACGAAAGAUCAUUCCUGCUAAAUGAUGACAAGCCACGAGGCAAAAGAAGAGAGAGAUGGUUGCAUCUGCAUUUGGAGAGGAUGAGACAGGUAGUUGUCAAACUCGCCUUACUACGGAGGACUUGAAAUACCUGUUCAUGGUUUAAUUAGGGGUGUCUGCCUAUUAUAUAGAUUUCGUUCUAGUCUCUGCGUUACCUCUGUAGUUGAAGCUUGUCUAACAAUAUAUCUUUAGAUUAACAGGAAAAGAGCCUCAUUUUACAAAAUAUCUUGUGAAUUCACUUGAUGUAUUCCUUUGACAAUCUUGCUUUCUCAUUGUAUAGGAUGUAGAUUUCAAUAUCUUACACCAAUUAAAGAUGGGUAUGUAGUUCGUUGAGAUUCUUUCAAGUAUUGUUUAAACGGUAGUGUUCGUUUUUUGACGAAUGCUAGAUUGAUUGGUAAAUUUGUUCAUCUUUUUCCCCGGCCAA